Phycomyces blakesleeanus NRRL 1555(-) is the source of this 486-nucleotide messenger RNA. RefSeq lists its product as hypothetical. Bases 1 to 486 code for a protein of 161 amino acids. NCBI's taxonomy places the organism in Eukaryota, Fungi, Mucoromycota, Mucoromycetes, Mucorales, Phycomycetaceae. The transcript has 2 exons. The record is from RefSeq and is a predicted model, not a curated record.
AUGCUUUGGGAUAGAACGCCAGCCCGAAAACGUCUCAAUCUAUUUAUACCUCGACGCUUCCCCAGCUCAUCUUGCAUCUUUUGUCAAGAUGCUACUGAAGAUCAGUAUCACUUUUUCUUUGGCUGUUCUAUCAAACGGCAGGUGUGGAACGUCAUUCUCUCUCGCUUUUGCCCAGCCUGGAACCUUGCUGAAAUCUGCCUUCUCCUUACCAGAGGCAGCUUCCCACCACGUUCCUCCCAUCAAGGCCUUUGGAUUAUCCUUUCCGCUGUCACUGCUAAAGCGAUUUGGAGUGCUCAUUGGAAAUUUGUUUUUGAUGACCAACCCUUUCUGUCAGGCGUUGUGGCACAAAAAGCGUCCACUGUAAUAGAAAAACACAUCGAGUUCAUAAUUAGGAUCACACUUGUCUCUAGAAUACCAAAAAAAGGACAGUUCAAGAUGUCUUAUCUGAGACUUCUAGAAGAAAAACCUACACUAUACCUAGUGUAA